Molecule: messenger RNA, 1960 nt
Organism: Peromyscus californicus insignis
Lineage: Eukaryota; Metazoa; Chordata; Mammalia; Rodentia; Cricetidae
Gene: Fxyd3
Product: FXYD domain containing ion transport regulator 3
Exons: 7
Coding region: 1428-1931 (167 amino acids)
Biological process (GO): regulation of sodium ion transmembrane transporter activity
Cellular component (GO): membrane
Molecular function (GO): sodium channel regulator activity
Source: RefSeq, a predicted model, not a curated record
AUCCAGGGCCUGAAGAGCAGGCUAAGCAAACCUCCACUGCUGGGCCAAUUUUCCUAGGCCCUCACUGGGGCGUUUUAGGCAGGGGCUCUACCACUGAGCCACACCCCAGCCCUUUACUGGGGGAUUCUAGGCAGGGGCUCUACCAUUGAGCUGCAUCUUACAUCCUCUUUUGACUUUUUAUUUUGUGAAAUCUCACCAAAUCGUUCAGUCUGACCUUAACUCUGUAUCCUAGGCUGGCCGUGAAUUAUUAGCAUUUCUCCUGCCUCAGCUUCCCUGGUAGCUUGCAUGACAGGCCUCCGCCGACUUAGAUUAAUAGAGAAGCUGAAGGAUUUCCCAGGCCUCUGGGGGUGGGCCCAUGGAAAUGGAGAAGUCUGUGUGAGCAUAUGGGACACCCCGCACCAGCACUGGCUGGCUCCAUCCCUUCCAAGUGUGUGCUUUGGUGUGGGUAAAAAGGGCUAGCUCUGAAGUGUGACAUUGGGACUGCUAGGGAUUGAAAGAGACCCACAAGGUCACUGGACAGUGUUUAGCAUGUGGGGAAUGGGGACAAAUGUUAGCGCUCACUAUCUUGAUUGUGUGUGAGUGUGCAUGCACAUGAGCUCACGACAGUUGAGCAGGACAGGUGGGAGAGGUGCACAGAGAACAGGAGUUUAUUACAGGCCUCCAGGGUGACGCAAAGGCAGACUGUUAGGGCCCGAGCUGUAUGGAAAGGGGCUCUGGGCUGAGUGAGCCUCGCUGGGGAACUACGGAGGGUUUGCUGCUAAGAGAAGCCCAGUGGGACUGGGGCUGGCAUGAGGAUCAAGAGCAGAGGCUGAGCCAGGGAGGGGUGAGGGCUAGGGUAGGGGGCAAAACCCAGGCUUGAGCUGGGACUGGGGAGAACGCUGAAGGGGCAGACCCAAGGGUAGGGCAGACAAUGGAGGUGAGGCUGCAGCCAGGACCCCCCUCUGCACGUGCCCCACCAACUUGGCAUUAUUUCUGCCAUACACCCACCCAGGAGCCCAGGGAGUCAGCUCAGGCCCCAGCUAGAAGCCUGCAGUGUGUGGGCAGAGCCAGGCAGGCUCCAAGCUGUCUGUGGGAGCCACUCCCGGAACCCGGGCCUCUUGCCACCUGGCUCCUGACACCCUACUCCCCAAAACACCCCGAGGCCCUCACAGUUCUGAGUUAGGAACAGCUAGUGGGGACAAGGCAUUGUUUAAAUCCUGUUUUCUGGACCAAGUGAUCUUGGACAUCAGCUUUCACCUCUCAGAGCCUCAGUUUCCCCCAUCGUACAGAUAGGGAUAAUAAGCUGAAUGUGAUGGUGCACACCUGUGAUCCUAGCACUUGGAGAGCUGAGGCAGGAGGAUGGCAAAUUCAAGGCCAGCCUGGACAUAGCAAAACACCACCCCACCUCUUCUCUCCAAGAAAAGAUUUGUUACGAUCAACGCUGCGACAUGCAAGAGGUCACCCUGAGCCUGCUGGUCCUCCUAGCAGGCCUGCCUGCUCUGGAUGCCAAUGACCCCGAAGAUAAAGACAGCCCCUUCUACUAUGAUUGGUACAGGCUUCGAGUCGGUGGGCUCAUCUGUGCAGGGAUCCUCUGUGCCGUGGGCAUCAUAGUUCUUAUGAGUGAGUACGGAGCUCUGGAUGGGGGAGAGAACAGGGAAGAGUCGGUGUGUUCCUCUGACUGUAUCCUUCUCCAACAGGUGGAAAGUGCAAGUGCAAGUUCAGCCAGAAGCCCAGUCACCGUCCAGGGGAUGGGCCACCUCUCAUCACACCAGGCUCUGCUCACAACUGCUGAAGAUGGACCAGUUGAAGAGCACAGCACACCUCUGAGCCAGGUCCUGGCUCUGGAGGUGGGCCUGAACUCCAAGACGGCCGUCCUGUCCUCUCCUGACACUGCCUUGCCUGGGUCUCAUCUUACCUCUCUCAUGAUAGCUGGAUCUUUGUUCAGUUUCUAAUCUAAAAUGGUCGUGCUCAGGUGAACUCA